UACUUUGCAGUGAAAAAAUUAAAACAAACAUUGACAGUACUGUGAUCGAUGCAUUUGGGCGUGGUGCGUGAUUUAGCGUGGCUGCAGCUGAGCGUUUUCAGCGUGUGCUGGGGAUGCCUGCCUCUCCCCUUUUCCCUUCAAGGGCCGCAGUCCAGCGUGCCGCCGGCGAUCAACCUGGAGGGUAUGAUCACAGACGCCAUGCUGACCAGCCGGCAGGACGAGCGCCUGACUCUGCCGUUGGCCCCGGAUGAGCGCCUCCAGCAGGGGGAACUGCGGCGCCCCCAGCUGGGCGAGGACGCGACGUUCAGCUGCGAGGCGCCGCCCGGGGGCGACUGGCGCUCGCUGACCUGGCUGCACCGCGGACGCACCGUCUUCGAAGCAGGCCACGCCCAGCCGGAAGACCCGGCACAGCGCUACAACGUCAGCCGCGUGGGUGACCGCCGCCUGCAGCUGGUCGUCCUCAACGUCACCGCCUACUCGGGCGGGCCGCUCCUCUGCGUGGAUGCCACGCCCACUACAAGGAGCUACACUGGCCCACCGCGCGUUCUGCGCCGCUUCACGCUCCUCCCGCAGAUUACCCGCGCCAGCGAGGUCUUCGAGCCGCAGCUGGAGACACCGCACGUGACCAGCGUGGGCGUCCCCAUCAUCAUCCCCUGCCGCGUCCGCUUGCCGCUCCCGGAGGCUAUUUUGCGCAAUCAGGAGAACCACUAUUUCUGGCGCUACAAGGGCCGCAUCUUCCGCCCACCCACGGAGCUGCCGUACGGUGCGCUGCCUCCGUCCAAAGAGGUCUUGACGGGAACUUACAACCGGAAAAUGACCUUAUCCCCCAAUCUGCCCGGACAGUUUCUGGACUAUGCACUGCAACUGACCGUUCGGGAAGCUAACGCAGGCGCUGAGCUGCAGUGCUUCUUCCGGCCGCACGAAGGCGUCCAUGAGUGGAUCUUUCAGACUACUACGAUUACUGUUCUCAACGAAUAACUAUGCGAGCAUACAAAGUUAAUACGAAUAUCAAGUCUGCUGUCGACAUAAAUUGUUGGAUAUCUUAGCUUUCCUAUGUUCCUCUGUCUUGCUUAUGUUGCCCAUAUGUCUGAUAUCCGAAAUGGAAGUAGACCAAGGGCCUCGAACCCACUCAUUACUUCCGGUUGCGAAGCAUCGGCCUGCGAUGAUGGUUGAGGUAGGUAUAAAAGCUUCCGGUGAAUCAUUUCCGGUCGGUUCGUUCGUCCCUGGAAGCUGGAGCUGGCGAAAGGAAAACUCGGGGGCAUUCUUGUGUUGUCGUAAGGCUACUGGUAAUGGUCGGUUACGGUCUUAAGGGAAAUGGCUCGGUACAUGGUGUCAAAAAUGGGAUAC
Molecule: messenger RNA, 1347 nt
Organism: Paramacrobiotus metropolitanus
Lineage: Eukaryota; Metazoa; Tardigrada; Eutardigrada; Parachela; Macrobiotidae
Exons: 2
Coding region: 49-978 (309 amino acids)
Source: RefSeq, a predicted model, not a curated record